AUGGCUUCCAGCCCGCUGCCGGGGCCCAACGACAUCCUACUGGCAUCGCCGUCGAGCGCCUUCCAGCCCGACGCGCUGAGCCAGCCGCGGCCGGGCCACACCAACCUCAAACCCAACCAAGUGGGCCAGGUGAUCCUCUACGGCAUUCCCAUCGUGUCGUUGGUGAUCGACGGGCAGGAGCGCCUGUGCCUGGCCCAGAUCUCCAACACUCUCCUCAAGAACUUCAGCUACAACGAGAUCCACAACCGCCGAGUGGCGCUGGGCAUCACGUGCGUGCAGUGCACGCCGGUGCAGCUGGAGAUCCUGAGGCGCGCCGGGGCCAUGCCCAUCUCAUCGCGCCGCUGCGGCAUGAUCACUAAGCGUGAGGCUGAGCGCUUGUGCAAAUCGUUCCUAGGCGAAAACAGGCCGCCCAAGCUGCCCGACAACUUCGCCUUCGACGUGUCCCACGAGUGCGCCUGGGGCUGCCGCGGCAGCUUCAUCCCCGCGCGCUACAACAGCUCCCGCGCCAAGUGCAUCAAAUGCAGCUACUGCAACAUGUACUUUUCGCCCAACAAGUUCAUCUUUCACUCCCACCGUACGCCCGACGCCAAGUACACGCAGCCGGACGCAGCCAACUUCAAUUCUUGGCGCCGUCAUCUCAAGCUCACUGACAAGAGCCCCCAGGACGAGCUAGUCUUCGCCUGGGAGGACGUCAAGGCCAUGUUCAACGGCGGGAGCCGAAAGCGCGCGCUGCCCCAGCCGGGCGCGCACCCCACCUGCCAUCCGCUCAGCUCGGUCAAGGCGGCGGCUGUGGCAGCGGCGGCUGCCGUGGCGGGGGGCGGGGGACUGCUGGGCCCGCACCUGCUAGGGGCGCCCCCGCCGCCGCCGCCCCCGCCACCCCUGGCCGAUUUGGCGGGGGCGCCACACGCCCAUCACAAGCGACCGCGCUUCGACGACGACGAAGACUCGCUGCAGGAGGCGGCCGUCGUGGCCGCAGCCAGUCUUUCAGCUGCUGCCGCCAGCCUCUCGGUGGCCGCGGCCUCGGGCGGCGCCGGGGCGGGCGGGGGCGGCGCCGGGGGCGGCUGCGUGACCGGAGUUGGCGCCGGCGCGGGCGCGGGCGCAGCGGCUGGCGCCAAAGGCCCGCGCAGCUACCCGGUCAUCCCGGUGCCCAGCAAGGGCUCGUUCGGGGGAGUGCUGCAGAAGUUCCCCGGCUGCGGCGGGCUCUUCCCGCAUCCUUACACCUUCCCAGCCGCAGCCGCCGCCUUCGGCUUGUGCCACAAGAAGGAGGACGCGGGCGCCGCGGCCGAGGCCCUGGGGGGCGCCGGCGGCGCUGGCGCGGCGCCCAAAGCCGGCCUGUCGGGCCUCUUCUGGCCCGCGGGCCGCAAGGACGCCUUCUACCCGCCCUUCUGCAUGUUCUGGCCUCCGCGGACCCCAGGCGGGCUUCCCGUGCCCACAUACCUACAGCCCCCGCCGCAGCCGCCCUCGGCGCUCGGCUGCGCACUGGGAGAAAGCCCGGCCCUGCUGCGCCAGGCCUUCCUGGACCUGGCCGAGCCCGGCGGUGCGGGCGCGAGCGCCGAAGCGGCGCCCCCACCGGGUCAGCCCCCUCCGGUCGUGGCCAACGGCCCGGGCUCCGGCCCGCCGCCUCCUGCCGGAGGUGCGGGCGCUCGCGACGCGCUCUUCGAGUCGCCCCCGGGCGGCAGCGGCGGGGACUGCAGCGCGGGCUCCACGCCGCCGGCCGACCCGGGUGCCGUGUCCGGGACCGGGGUCGCGGCCACCGGAGCGGGCCCCGUGGGCGCGCGAGUGCCGGCGCCCCACCACCCGCACCUCCUGGAGGGGCGCAAAGCCGGCGGAGGCAGCUAUCACCAUUCGAGCGCCUUUCGGCCGGUGGGCGGCAAGGACGACGCAGAAAGCCUGGCCAAGCUGCACGGGGCGUCAGCGGGCGCGCCACACUCGGCCCAAGCGCAUCACCACCAUCACCACCACCACCCGCACCACCACCACCACCACCAUCCCCCGCAGCCGCCGUCACCGCUGCUACUGCUGCCCCCGCAGCACGACGAGGCGGGUUCCGAGCGCCACCACCCGGCCCCGCCGCCGCCCCCGCCCCCACCGCCCCCGCUGGCCCCGCAGCCGCACCACCGAGGCCUUCUGUCCCCCGGCGGCACCAGCUGCAGCUACCCCAGCGAGGACAGCUCCGAGGACGAGGACGACGAGGAAGAAGAGCAGGAGGUGGACGUGGAAGGCCACAAGCCCCCCGAGGGCGAGGAAGAGGAGGAGGAAGCUCGGGACCCAGAGGACGACGAGGAGGAAGACGAGGAAACCGGGGUCCUGCUAGGGGACCCCUUAGUCGGAGGCGGCCGGUUCCUCCAGGGCCGAGGGUUGUCGGAGAAGGGGAGCAGCCGGGACCGCGCGGCGGCCGCCGCGGGCGCUUUCCCACUCGCCCUGAACUCCAGGCUGCUGCAGGAGGACGGGAAACUGGGCGACCCCGGCGGCUCGGACCUGCCUGCGCCCCCGCCCCCGCCACUGGCUUCCCAGAAAUCGAGCGGCGGCCUUAGCAGCAGCCCGGGCAGCCCGGUCCACCAUCCAUCACUGGAGGAGCAGCCCUCCUACAAAGAUAAUCAGAAAACUAAGGAAAAUAACCAAGUUAUUUUAUCUACAAAGGAUGACAACAACUUCUCAGAUAAGAACAAGGAGCAUGGCUUUUUCAUCACAGACUCUGACACUUCCGGAGGAGAUUUUUGGAGAGAAAGAUCAGGUGAGCACACGCAAGAGACGAAUUCACCCCAUUCACUCAAAAAGGAUGUAGAAAAUAUGGGGAAAGAAGAACUUCAGAAGGUUUUAUUUGAACAAAUUGAUUUACGGAGACGACUAGAACAAGAAUUCCAAGUGUUAAAAGGAAAUACAUCUUUCCCAGUAUUCAAUAAUUUCCAGGAUCAGAUGAAACGGGAACUAGCCUACCGAGAAGAAAUGGUGCAACAGUUACAAAUUAUCCCCUAUGCAGCAAGCUUGAUCAGGAAAGAAAAGCUUGGUGCCCAUCUCAGCAAAAGCUAAAAGUCAGACAAAAGAGGACCAGUUUCUUUCAAGAGGCUCCAAGGGCAAUGACAAGGUGCCCCCACACUUCUAAGUGCUUUACACCAGUUAUCUUGUUUAAUUUUCAUAACCGCUCAUUGAGAGACACACUGCUGCUGUCACAGUUCAUCCACUGAGCAAACAAUUGCUGAGAUGAGUGAGUUGCGUGUGGUCUGACUGCUAGCAAGUGACAGGAUCUGGACCAUGCUGCCUGGCCCUGCAGCCCACACUUCAUCUGUCCUUCCCUGAUUUGUCACCUGCAGUCGUGGCCUCACUCACAUCUUCUGCUAUCACUUAGAAACAUGAAGUCAGUAACCAAUCUGGUGCUUUCAUUGAUGUUGAAUUGCAAAACCUCCAGUCACACUUCUAGAGCUGCCCUAAGACCCCAGGACAAGAAAAAUAAGACAUAACUUGGACCAACCGGCCAAAGCCAGCCGAGCAUCAGUGCAUAGAAUUCUGUCUGCCCCUUAUACUGCGGGCUGCCUUAAUGUUUGCCCAACAACAAAUCGAAGUUUCCAGAACCCAGCAAAUGACUUGAACUGUAAAGAAGGCAUAGCAAACCAUCACACUCUGAUUUAAUAGUUCAGGUUUGGCUCAGUGUCAGCAGAGAUGCAUAACUCUAAGACAGCAGGCCAACAAAUGUAAAAAGGAAGAUGCUUUCAUGAUCACUGUUUAAACAUUUUUAUCCAAAUGGUACUAAAAAUGUCUUGUCUUAAGGAUAUACUAAAUAUUACUUUCAGUACUUUUCAGUUAUCCGAUUAUAUCAUGCUGAGGUUGUCAUUCUGUGCUUUUUCGUCAUA
Camelus dromedarius (Arabian camel) is the source of this 3848-nucleotide messenger RNA. RefSeq names its product SKI family transcriptional corepressor 2 (gene SKOR2). Gene Ontology annotation, molecular function: SMAD binding; RNA polymerase II cis-regulatory region sequence-specific DNA binding; DNA-binding transcription factor activity, RNA polymerase II-specific. The transcript is spliced from 8 exons. The record is from RefSeq and is a predicted model, not a curated record. Gene Ontology annotation, biological process: negative regulation of transcription by RNA polymerase II; negative regulation of BMP signaling pathway. Gene Ontology annotation, cellular component: nucleus; transcription regulator complex. NCBI's taxonomy places the organism in Eukaryota, Metazoa, Chordata, Mammalia, Artiodactyla, Camelidae. The coding region runs from base 1 to 3030 and encodes 1009 amino acids.